Scylla paramamosain (green mud crab) is the source of this 12614-nucleotide messenger RNA. It is a transcript of the gene Su(dx), whose product is annotated as E3 ubiquitin-protein ligase Su(dx)-like. The transcript has 20 exons. Gene Ontology annotation, biological process: protein polyubiquitination; proteasome-mediated ubiquitin-dependent protein catabolic process. Bases 187 to 3489 code for a protein of 1100 amino acids. The record is from RefSeq and is a predicted model, not a curated record. Gene Ontology annotation, molecular function: ubiquitin protein ligase activity; protein binding. Gene Ontology annotation, cellular component: cytoplasm. NCBI's taxonomy places the organism in Eukaryota, Metazoa, Arthropoda, Malacostraca, Decapoda, Portunidae.
UUUCUAUUUCACCAUCUCGGUGUUUAUUGUAUUUUCGAUCCUAUGAUAGUGUCUCCUCUGUUGUCAUUCCUAAAACCCUGAAAUUCUCACUAAAUCUGACCAAUUCAUGAGGUGGAGCAAAUAUUUGCCGCGGAGAUGGACUGACCGGACACAAUUAUGAGUAUGAUGGUUGGCUGAAAAUAAAGAAUGUCUGAAGCCGUCAAUGCCAGCCACCUGCACCAGCUGAGUGUGACAGCUGUUAGUGGGGACUUGUCAGGUAUUAGCAGCAUCUUCAAUAAGCCAUCAGCCUAUGUGGAGCUGUUAGUGGAUGGUGUGCACCAGAAGAAAACACAGCAUGUCAAGCACAAUGCUCACCCCAAGUGGCAGGAAACUUUUACAGUACUGGUGACCAAGGAUUCUGUGUUGGUGUUCCGGGUGAGCGACCAUCACACACUGGUGCGAGAUUCUGUCAUAGGGGAGGCCACCCUCAACUUGGCUGAUGUGGUGGCUCGUAGUGAUGGCAUGUCAUCCUCAAACCACACGCUCAGUCUCACUUCCCCAAACAGUCUCCCCUCAGUUGUUUCUAAAACUCCCACGAUCACUGUUACCCUGGAUGGACUCAAAAACUUGACCACCAAUGGUGCUCGACAAAGGGAAACCAACUAUAGUCUUCCUACAGAUGAGCGUGUGGUGGAAGAAGGCUGGGUACUGCUGGCAGACAUGUCCAGUGACCGGCGACGGGACCCUAAACCCACAUAUGCUGGGAUUUACUCUGGCCUAAACCCAUCUCUGGGCCCAGCACCUUGUGCAGCACCAGCCUCCAUUAUGCCACCUAAGAAGGAGAAAAAUGUUAGUGAUAGUAGCAGUAAGAAGCCUAAGUAUAUUACUAUUGAAGUAAAGAAGGAAAUUAUUGCCAAACGUGAGAAUGGCAUUUGUGUUUCUGACAACGCCAAGCUUCCUCCUCUUCCUCUCCUCCCUCACCAUUCACCUGUGUCAGCAACUAUAAACAAAGUAGUGAAUGUUAGUGCUGCUAAUACUAAUGGGUCCACUGGGGGCAAUACCGUCACAGUUCGUGUAGGGGGCAAGACACCGCCUCCUGUCCCUCCUCCACCGCGCCCGCCCUUACCAGAAACAAGUGUUGCUGGGAAUAGUCCCUUGCCUGCCAUACCCUUGCCAGGUAGUAGCUCUGGAACAAGUUCAGUGACGCACACACCAGGUACGCAAAGUCCACUGCCCCAGCUCCCAGCCAUUAACAGUGACACCCCUGCUGCUGCUUCUCACCCAAGUGUGUGCACCAGGAAGAAUAUAGGCAAUGGUUCAGCCAUAUUGGUUCUCGGGGGAGAUAGUCCUACAGAUGGAAGUGGCAGCCAGAAUGGGACCCCAACUACUAAUUUGAAUGGUACAAAUGGUGUUGGUCAGUCCACCUCAUCCACUCCCACUGCUACCCCUGCAGCUGGCCUUCCUGCAGGCCAGGCAGGGGCACAUUCAGCAUUAGCCAACAACACUACAGUAGUUAAUGGCCAACUUCCCACCAGUGCUGUUUCCUCAGCUUCUUCCUCUCCAGUGGCCAAAUCCACAGCACCAGCUGUUGUCCCCAGAACCACUCGCCACCGAACCCACAAGCCGAAGCGGAACUCAGCUGACAGCAGCAACAGUGGAGUUGUGGCUAGCAAUGCUAGUGCUGGCAGCACCAGCACCAGCUCAGGUGUUGGUGGGGCAGCAAUAGCCCCCACUGGAGGUAGCAAUGGUACUAGUCAGUCAAACUCAUCCACAGCUGAGGAGCCAUUACCUCCUGGGUGGGAGAUGAGAUACGAUCGUUUUGGGCGGAGGUAUUAUGUUGACCACACCACUCGAUCCACCACUUGGGAGCGUCCUAAACCCUUGCCUGCUGGGUGGGAGGCACGGCGGGACCCACGGGGGAGGGUGUAUUAUGUGGAUCACAACACCCGCACCACCACUUGGCAGCGACCCACUGUGGAAAACAUCAGACAAUUUGAGGAGUGGCAAGGAGAGAGGCAGCACAUUGCCCAACUCAGCUCCCAACGGUUCCUGUACCCCACUCAGAACCAGGAGACUGAGAAUGAUCCGUUGGGACCUCUUCCUCAUGGUUGGGAGAAGCGCCAUGAACCUUGUGGUCGUGUGUACUUUGUAAACCAUCGAAACCGUACCACUCAGUGGGAUGAUCCUCGCACUCAGGGAAUGGCACUGGAAGAGGAGCCCCUGCCAGCUGGGUGGGAGAUGAGAUUUACAGAAGAUGGUCGACAGUAUUUUGUGGAUCACAAUACCAAACAGACCACUUUCCAGGAUCCUCGGCCAGGAGCCAAACAAAUCAACUCCAGUCGGGGUCAGUAUGGCAUCCCAAUGGUGUAUGAGCGUUCCUUCAGGUGGAAGCUUGGCCAGUUCAGGUACCUCUGUCACAGCAACUCUGUGUCUGGCCACAUCAAGAUCAGUGUGACCCGGCAGACUUUGUUUGAGGAUUCCUUCCAUCAGGUGAUGAGACUCCCAGCGUAUGAACUGCGUCGGCGAUUGUUCAUCAUCUUCAGGGGCGAGGAUGGGCUUGACUAUGGUGGAGUAGCAAGAGAGUGGUUUUUCCAGCUGUCCCAUGAGGUACUAAACCCCAUGUAUUGUUUAUUUGAGUAUGCCAACAAGAAUAAUUAUUCCCUUCAAAUUAACCCAGCCUCAGAAGUCAAUCCUGAUCAUCUCACAUACUUCAAGUUCAUUGGCCGCUUCAUUGCCAUGGCUCUUUACCAUGGCAAGUUCAUCUACUCGGGCUUUACCAUGCCUUUCUACAAGCGGAUGCUGAACAAAAAACUCACCAUGAAGGACCUUGAAUCCAUUGACCCUGAGUUUUAUAAUUCUCUUUGCUGGAUCAGAGACAACAACAUAGAGGAAUGUGGUUUGGAGAUGACCUUCUGUACUGACUUUGAGGUCUUAGGCAAAAUCACUGAAGUGGAACUGAAAACUGGUGGCAAGGACAUCCAAGUCACUGAAGAAAACAAGGAGGAAUACAUAGAGCUGAUGAUGCAGUGGAGAUUAACCAGGGGACAGGAAGCCCAAACACGGUACUUCCUUGAGGGCUUUUCAGAAGUGGUACCGCUGGAGUGGCUCAAGUACUUUGAUGAGAGGGAGCUGGAGCUCCUGCUGUGUGGCAUGCAGGAAAUAGAUAUCAAUGACUGGCAGAAGCAUACCAUCUAUCGUCACUAUAACCGCUCCUCAAAACAGAUCAUCUGGUUCUGGCAGUUUGUGAUAGAAACAGACAAUGAGAAGCGUGCAAGAUUGCUCCAGUUUGUGACAGGGACAUGUCGGGUUCCUGUUGGAGGCUUUGCAGAACUUAUGGGAAGCAAUGGACCACAGAAAUUCUGCAUUGAGAAGGUUGGGAAAGAGACUUGGCUACCUCGUUCUCAUACAUGCUUCAACCGUCUAGACUUGCCUCCAUACAAGUCUUAUGAGCAGUUGGUGGAAAAGCUCACUUUUGCCAUUGAAGAGACAGAGGGCUUUGGCCAGGAGUAGUGAUCCCAGCAUCUGUGAGCAUGAGCGGAUUAUUUAAUGGGUGUAAAUAUGUAUGUGCAUUGGGUAGGUCAUACCAAGUAUUUACAAAGUAUGCUUUUGCAUAUAUAUAUAUAUAUAUAUAUAUAUAUAUAUAUAUAUAUAUAUAUAUAUAUAUAUAUAUAUAUAUAUAUUUCUAUUGGCCACACUGAUGAUCUGUCACAAUAUAGUUUGUUAACCCAAUCUUAUCCUACCCAGGUUGUGUCAUACCAGCCAACUUGAAUACCUGGUUGGUUCCUAUUAAUAAAAGAUAAGUUUAUGAUUAAUUUGUCAUAAUAUUUUCUUUUCCAAUAUGUUUGGGGAAGGCAUUAUUAUAUGGAUUGAUAUUGUUACGUUUUAUCUUUAUCCAAAGAAUAUGUUAUUAGCUCAUGGGAGAGAGUCUUGGAAGUUGUAUUAUAAGCUGUAUAAAAGAUUUAGACUUUUAUGCUUGACUAUGCUUCAGUCCUAGACAUAAUUCAUCAGUGACUAGAAUGACAAGAUUUUUACAAUGUUCAUUUAACAUAUUUUACCACAGCAGCAACACAUAAGUCACGGCACUCACACCCUUGACUAGGGGAGAUGGCUAGUUUGGGCACUUUGUCAUAUAUUUCAACCGACCAGAUGAUGACAACCUUCCUGACCCUAUCCCAUGCUGCUGUUACUUUAUAGUGAUUAUUGUUGAUUAUUUGGGCCUGGAGUGAUAUGCUCAUCCUUUUGAUGACCAUCUGUGUUGAAGAAAGUUAUUUUAUCUGUAAUUGUUGGAGAGUUUCUAGAGCAAGUUCCCCAAAGUAAUCGAAGCAGCUUCUGCAUUUCCCAUAAGUCUUCCUUACUUCCCUUCCAGCUGUGUUACAGUCUAAUGCUUCUUAUCUCCACCACAUUUCUCUAAGGAAAUUACAAUUGUUUGAUUUAUUAUUUCCCAUGGUGGGCAGUGAUACUUGGUGUUUGUGAUAACUCAUGACCUAUGAGUGGUGUUUGAGUGCAGUAUGAACUGUAUUGACAUAGUACAUUAAUAACAAUUUAGGAAAAGUCCAAGUCUUUGUUAUUUGUGAAAGCUCUCUCUCUCUCUCUCUCUCUCUCUCUCUCUCUCUCUCUCUCUCUCUCUCUCUCUCUCUCUCUCUCUCUCUCUCUCUCUCUCUCUCUCUCUCUCUCUCUCUCUCUCUCUCUCUCUCUCUCUCUCUCUCUCUCUCUCGUUCCUGUAUACAGAAAAUAGCAACAUAGGUGGCAUUAUGUAGCUACAUAAUACCACACCUUAGAAUACUUUUCAAAUACACAGAUUCCCUCUUUGUUUCAAAAACCGACUGGUUAUCCAUUGAAAUUGAGCACACCUAUGUCAGACAUGUACAGUACAUCCUCUUGUAAUAUGUAAACAUAAGAUUAAUUAUUUCUAGUUACAUUUUUAUUGGUGAUAUAAUUAUGAUGAAGCAUGAAUAUAACAGUGGAAGUGUGAGUUUUUUUUAACUUCUCAGAUCUCACUCAGCCGGCUAUAAGGGGGAUGGAGUGCAUGUCUUACACAGAUGUGCUGUUUUAGUGGGUGACCAUUGUGACAAACAGGAAAAAAAAAGGGGAUGUGUGUGUCUAUUCAAGAAGUGCACUGGAAGGUGGACUCUGUAUGUUUUCCAGAUUUUGUAUGUUUUCCAGAUUUUGAGUUGUUGCUAUUCUCUACAUACAUGGGCCCCAGUUCAAAUACACAAAGCUGUUUUCUGUGGAAUGAGUUGGGUAAAACAAAUCUGGAGUACUGAAUUAUUUGAAGCAAACAGAAAAUAUUGGCCAUACCACAGUAAUUUUAUAAAAUUGAAUCUACUUUGGAAAUUUUGUAAUAUUUUACAGUUUGUUGUGAUAUAUAAAGGACGUUUGAUGACCUGUAAUGUUUAAACCUCAGCUAUAUAUGGUUGCAAUACUGAAUGUACAUAAAGGAUAUGAAGGACAAUUUAAAGCUUGUACACAGGAAAAGAAAUGAGUGUUUACAUUUAAGUACCUACACGUAUAUGUGUGGAUGUCCUUGCGAGGUAUGUGUUUGUGCAUGAGUGCAUGUGUGCAUGACUGACGUGUAUGCAUAGUAUGUGCACAUGUGUACCUUUGUCCAGCAAAAAAUCUCUUGAAGUGAUGACUGAUAACCUUACACUUACACACUCACACAUAUGUAUCAGUAAAUAUUAUUUGAUACAUUUCACAGUCAUUAGAGUCUUACGAUUCCAUUCUGUAAAGAACAGGAACCACUAAGAAGGGAUCUACAAUUCCCAUGUCAGUCCUAGAAAAUUCCUUAAUAUGAUGGUGCAUUCAGAUUUUACAUAAAGAACACUAAAGAGAGAGAAAAGGGAAAAUUUUUUACGAAUCUUGACUGUCAGGACACAACAGUGCACAUAAUCCGUCUCUCCCUCCCUCACUUCUACGAGUCAUGAUGCAAGAGGUUAGAGGUAAUCACUAGAUAUUCAGGACUUUCAGCAAAUUUGAUGCAGGUCUCCAACCUCAUUACUCCAAAUUAGAUAGGGUUUAAUGUUUUCCAUAAAUAUUGAGCACUAAAUGACCUUAAGUAUGCUAUCACUCACUCUAUAUACCAGGCUAAUAAUCCCACAUGGGAUGCCCCAGACAAAGCACCACACACAAGCAAACAAUGUUAAGCAUAAAUCAAUAUUAAAAUGAUGUAACUAAAAUAUAGACAGAUGCUGGUAUUAAAAGUAUUUUUCACAUGAAGUAGUUUGAACCGAGAUCUCAAAAUUAAAAAACCCUGCCCAUCUUUAUAAGCUAAUAACAGCCAACAAGGAAACAUUUUUAACAAUAUAUUUCACACUAAGUCCUAUUUUUUCUAUGUAACAUUUUGUCACCCUUUCAGCAAACCAUAAAAAAAUGGACAAAAAUUACAAUAUACAUGUAUGUCAUUAUAUUUUCUGUUUACAUGGGUGGAUAUGCAAUGAUAGUUACAGUCAUCAUUUCACUUUUCUUUUUCUUUCUUUGCUGAGUGUACACAUGCAUGUAUUUGAACUCAGGAAGCAUGUCAGAUCAGGUUAAUUUCAUGAAUUUUCAUUUUUUUCAUUUACAACUGGAUGAAAUGGUUUUAAUCUCUCUCUCUCUCUUUCUUUCUCUCUCUCUCUCUCUCUCUCUCUCUCUCUAUCUCUCUCUCUCUCUCUCUCUCUCUCUCUCUCUCUCUCUCUCUCUCUCUCUCUCUCUCUCUCUCUCUCUCUCUCUCUCUCUCUCUCUCUCUCUCUCUCUCUCUCUCUCUCUCUCUCUCUCUCACCACUGUAUUUUGUGAUGAUAAAUAUUAAUGUGGAUAAACUCCUUCCUAUUGUAAUAUGAUGCAUGAAAUAUUUUCUGAACACUGACCACAUCAGUUGGAUGUAAUUUAGAUGCCUCAUAUCAAAAGUUUCUGAAUUAUACAUACAAUUCUUGUUAAUUAGAGAGGAGGCAAAGAAAUCUGGAAAGAAAUAAUUCAGCAAGAUUGUGGAACUGUGAAUAUUUCCUUAAUAAUCAGUCAUUUAAUUUCCUAAAUUUUGAAAUGGUUUUCUUAAUUGAAGAGGAUAUUGUAUACCAGCAUAGUUUUCAACAAUCUUGCUGUGCUUUCUUGUAACUGAACAGUUAAAGAGUUUAUUUAAGAAUGUCAUAGUAUAAAAAUGAAAGCUUUAUUGAGGAAAUAUCAAAUCAAGGCCUCAAACUUUUCCUCAUGGAUUGUCACUUUCAGUUAAUUAAUAUUUCCCUCCUUCAAAAGCUUCUUUGUUAGUAAGGUUGUUCACAAGCCUCCAGAAAACUCAAGAUUGCACUAUGAAAUAGGUUAACUACAAAGAAGAAGCACUUCAUUAUUGAUUUAUUAUGAUUUUAGUUUUCCGAUUACUCAUUUUCAUCAUAAUCUUUAGUUAACCGCAACUUUGAGUUUCAUGUACUGGACUUAUGAUUGCUAACUGCAUCUUCCAAGGCAAAGAACUUGGAACUUAUAUUGUAUAGUCCUAUCUGUUAUAACCUGGCACACAUCACACACCUCGUCUUCAUAUCCAAGGGCAAACUGUUCAUGGUGCAAAUUUCACCCUGCCUGUGACAGCCAUGGACAGUAACAGUGAGCUUCUCAUGAACAGUAUGACAGAUUUCUAGAGAAAGCACCUAAUACCCAGUCUUUGCAUCCUCUGAAUAAAUAGGUAGUAAGUGAUCAGUAAGAAAUUCCACUCAGGAAAUUAUUAUAUUGCUAUUAUGAACAAGUGGGAAGAGACUUUAUGUGUUAUGUUUUCUGAAUGAAUCUUCAACACAAGUAGAUAAUUGAUAUAGAAGUAACAUUAUCUGAAUGGAACUCAAUCAAACUACUAAAUAGCAAGACGUCAAACAAGAAUGCAAGUAAUGUGACGAGUCAGUUACUAUCAGGUGAAAAUUUGUUUUUCCAGCAAUAUUGCAUGUUGUGGGCUAAGUGUGCGCAAGUGCUUCAUCACUGCUACUUUUCAGUACAUUUUGGUAACUAACAGUAUUACCAUAACUGGGCAUGUUAAUGAAAAAAUUUAUCACGAUAACUGAUAAAUCGAAUGAUAAGCUUAUUAGCACUAACUGAUAAUCGAUAACUGGCAAUAAAUUUAUUGCCUGAAAACUGAUAACCAAUAAAUCAAUAAAUCCAAAAUUCUGAUACUAGUGAUAAUGAUAUUGAUAUUUUAAAUGAAAAAGUUAAUAAAUCCAAAUCUUUAUUUUUUUAUCUUAGAAAACACUGAAAAAUCUUUGAAUUCUUCAAUGUUUAUCCUGUCUUCACCAAUGAAAAGUACUGUUUUAAGUAAAAUAACUACAUUUAAUUCUGAAUGUUCAGAACUUAAACAUGCUCAUGUUUCAAAAACUAAAAGUAUCGAUUAUUGCUAGUUUGGAACCAAAAGUAUCAGUGAUACCAAUGAAUUGAUAACAUAGGAAAAAUAGUUAUCGAAUAACCUAAUACCAUUAUUGCAAUUAUUUAUUGCAAUAAAGCCCACCUAUGAACUUUACCUAUCCCUUUCUCUUAUGUUUGUGAUAUUGCAUACUUACAUCAUUUGCAUCUAAAAGCAAUGACUACCAUAGUUUCACUACCACUUUAUUAUUUAAAAUUCAGACAAGAUUAUUUACAGAGAAACCACUGCUAUUGUAUGUGUGUGUGUGUGUGUGAGUGCAUGCAUGUGUGUGUGAACAUAUGUACACAUUACUAUUUUACAUUUUCAAAAAUUUGCUUUUUGUCUUGUCAUGGCUACAUGUGAGGCAUGUAUAAUAACAUUGUUAAUUUUUUCCCUACACAGAUACUGGGAAAUCUUCCUUUUGCAGCACAUCUUGCUGAUAUUGUUUUGAUGCUGGUGUGUGUGUGUGUGUGUGUGUGUGUGUGUGUGUGUGUGUGUGUGUGUGAAAACUUUACCACAGUUCUUGUAUAAUAGAGAUACAAAAUGUUUUGUUGAAGUUAUUACUUCAUAAUCAAAAUGUGUGUCUUGUUUCUUGAUAUAUAUAAGGGAUACAUUCUUGCUGCUUUCUUAGACACUAAAUAAACCUUUGUUUUAAUUUGAAUAUUUUUGAGAGAAAAGGAAAUUUUAUUCAAAUUUGUGGAAUUCUGGGUCAUUUGCAGGUUGUUGCAAUUACUGUAAAUUCCAUGCUGACUGGCACCUGAUACAGCAUGCUGGCUAUCUUGAUUUUCCAGCAGACUGAGUAGAAGUCAAUCUGAUUUACUGAAACAAUAGCAGACUGCACUCACAUGACUUAAUAAAUUUUAUCAACUCUUAGUUGUGACACUGCUGUCCUCUUUCCACUACAUAGCAACACAAGUUUACUUCACCCUCAAUUUUCAUAAAUACAAGGGGUUUGUGAGUUUUCAUUUGCAUUGUUCUGGAAUUUGUGCAAAAUUUGUGAAUCUCAUAGCACAUGAUACUAGCAACACUGUAUAAGUGUGUUUGUUUCUGUUAUUUUUUGUGAGGAGAUCAUCUUUACCAUUGUUACUCAAACAAAAAAGUCUCCCUCUUAUUCAUUCAAUCCAUUCUCAGUCAGGUUCUCCGGUAAUAUGGCUUUAAAGGUGAUGUCUAAGAGGCACUGAAGUUUUCUCCCAUUUUCAGUAUUACCUACUUGAUUUUCUAAUCCUACUUUUUAAUACAAUUGUGAUUAUGAAUGAGUUAUUUUCCUUAAAAAUUAUUCAUAAAUAAAAAAUUCAGAAAUUAGGCUCACUCUUAGAUUAUGAUUUUAGUCAUGGUAAAUUUUCAAUGUCUGAGAUCAAUUUUUACUUGUAAAUGCAGAUUCAUAAGUGAGAACAGGACAAAACUAUUAUUAAAUAUUUGUCAGUUGUGCUUCAGACUAAGGAAGGACUCGCAUGAACACUGGUUGUUAAUUGGAAAAAAGUGUAAAAGCAGCAGGUUCUGAAAAGAUAUGACCUGCAUAUGAUACUAGAGAGAAUCUAUGAAAGCUGUUAGGAAAAUACACAAAAAUGAUGAAACUUAGGAAAAGGUAAACUUGUAUGAUGUGAACUUGCAAACCCCAAGUAUUUUAACUAUUCCAUGAUUGUUGUCAAGAUAGCAUCUCAUAUUAUCAGGCUUAGUUGAGAUCUGACAUUACAUUGUAUGCCAUGGAAUAUUUUCUCUCAAUGAUGAUUAAAAAAUUAUAUAUAUAUAUAUAUAUAUAUAUAUAUAUAUAUAUAUAUAUAUAUAUAUAUAUAUAUAUAUAUAUAUAUAUAUAUAUAUAUAUAUAUAUAUAUAUAUAUAUAUAUAUAUAUAUGGGUGUGUAUGGCUCCUUCAGACCAUUGCAGCAAAAACUACAUCUGUUUUUUUGCUAAAGUUUACUAGUUUUCACUAUUCACUAAGAACUCUCUUAAGCUUUGCACCAUGAGCUUUGAUACUGUUUAGAACAUUUUAUCCAACAUUAUAUCCUUCCUUGAAUUAAUGUAAUGCUUCCAAUCCCCUUUCUUCAGCCUAUAACAUAUCCUCAGCUUUUGCUUAAGGUGGAGAAAACAUGCAUAUUUUUAUGGGGAUUCUAUGAUAUAUAGCUUGACAUACAAUAGAUACUCACACUGCUGGCUCUAAGACUGCUGUUGAAGAAUAUAAAUGAGGCUGAAUAGCACUAAAUGGUGUACCUGUGAUGUAUUUAUUUCUACUUUUAGUUAUAGUUAUUUAUUCAUUAAUCAUAUUAAUUUCUUUAUAUAUAUAUAUUUUUUUUUUGUCUUGAACUGUAAUAUAAAGUGUGUGGGUGCUGGUUAGCUGGAAAUUUGCUGUAAUAAUGCCAUGGAAUGAUAUACUUGUUCAAGUAUGUAGGAUUUUUCUCCCUCCAGUUCUUGAAACUAAGUGGGCCUCUUGUAUGUUAGCAAUGAGCAAGCAAGGAAUGCGUUCAUGUCCAGAAAAGAAGGCUUUUUUUUUUCUGAUUAAUGACCGACAGUACUCUGUAAAGUUUAAUGGCUAGGUUGAGUCCAUCAAGCUGGGAAAGCAGUGUUAACGUUUACAUCCCUUUGGCACAAUGACAAAUAAUUUAAAGGUGUUGCAUAAUUCAGUGCAUUUUUUCAAAUUUCAUAAUUUACUCAUAUCGGUUGAAACAAAGUGGAAAAUGUUCUGUCAUUCAAUAUUUUAAGUUCUAAUUUCACAAAUUUGUUACCUUUUAUAACUAAAACAUGAGCAGGGGAUAUUUGAUAUCUAUUGUUCAGAUUUAAAGGGCCAUCAGCUUUCUGUGGAGUACCUUAUGUUAUUUUGAAUAAAUGCCUAAGAAGACCACUCAGCACUUAUAUUGGCUGCAGCUGCACUUAUGAUAUUAUGACUGAAUAAUAUACAUCCAUUUUGGUGAUGCUGGUAAUGAUCAGCCAGUGAAGAACUUGUAUUCUCAGCUAUAGUUGUGUUUAUUGAAAUUUUCACAAGAUGUACUUAAAAUUUGUGUUCCACAAGUGAUAUAGUUAAUAAGGCAUUGAACAACUUGAAUGUUCACCUGGAAAAUUUAUACUACAAUUGUGGCACAUAAAGGUAGAGGAGCACUGCUGGCCACUGGUUUGGUAUUUGUCACUGGUUCAGGUCUUGAUAUUUACGUAAAGGAAUGCAUUGGGGUAGCCUUGAAUCAUUAGUAUCCAGUGGUCUGUUUUAUUGCUAGUUAAGUGCAUUUCUAAACACUAAGCUAUACAGUUGGAACACAUAAAUGGUGAUGCACAGGUUUUUGAUGACAUGAGGCUGCAUGGAAUUUUGUCUCCCUUUGCAUCUGGGUCUGGCCAUACAUCACUGUCAUCAUGGUUGUUAUAAUACAUCAUGCUGCCACUGUCCCAAAGCCAGUCAAAAUUUGCAAGUGUGCCUCAUUCCCGGCCAAGUCAGGACAACACAUGCCUGUAUAUAGUGUAAUAUACCCCUCCUUUUUGUUUUUCUUUUUACAUUCAUAACCAAGGAUUUAUGUAUAUACUGUGAUAGUUAGGUAAGUCAGUGAUGAAGCUGUAUGUUCCAAGAAGGUAUUAGCAAGAUUUUUCUUGAGAAAUGCAAAAUAUUUUUAAUAGUCUUGAUUCUCUUGUUUCCUCAUACAUUCUCUGUACAGUGGAAACUGCCAAUUGGUUCUCAAAAGUCUGAGACUGAGAGAUGUUGUCUGGGCAAAUUGUCAACUAGAAAGCUUAUGGGAGAAGUGAUAUGAAAUGUUCAGAUCUUCCUCACUCAACAAAUGAAAGUAUGGUGGCAUCAUAACAUUAGCCUUCUUCAUCAAAUAGUUAUUUCCUUCUUUGAUAAUGUUCAGUCUUCUGUCCAUAUAUUUUAUAUUAUGCAUUACUCAAACUUUGAUCAAUUGGAUAUUUAUGCAGUUAUCUUAGUCACUACCUAUAUGCUUUAGUUUUCACAUUAUUUAAGUUUUGGGGUCCAAUUCCAGUAGGUUGAAAAAUGUUAGUUUUGGUCUCUUGAUUGGCACCAAAACAUUACACAGUACACUAGUGAGUAUAGAAUGCAAUCUUAUGUAUUUUCCUGGUAUCUGUUGUUCCUUGUGGCUUCACGUGGCUGUUUAGUUCAGGCAACUCAAUUGUUGUAUAUCAGCAGUUUUGACAACGGCUGCAUUAUGUGUCAGAGUAAAAUAUUUGAAAUAAUUAUAUAUUUGAUUAUAUACUGCAUUCAGUUUUGUUUGCAGUACCAACUCUUAUUUUCCAUAAUAAAUAUUAUCGCUGUGUAUAUAUUAUAUAAUAUCUGGAUAUGUAAAUAAAGUGUAAUCCACAA